AUGGCUGAUGCACAUACAGAGAGAAUACGAGACCAGAUCCAUUGGCUGGCCCAAUUUGUCCCUAAGAAGCAUCGGAGCUUUCAAAAGAUUAUGAAGAUAGCUCAUGCACAGUUAGUUCGCGAAGUCGACGUAGAGAAGGUGACAACUUUUGAGAACCCCUAUGUAGAUGCAAUAAGAAGCUUAUGGAAUGACCCCGGAAUUCAGGAGUGUUAUGAUAGACGACGGGAGUAUCAGUUAUCAGAUUCAACUAAAUACUAUCUUAAUGACUUGGACCGCAUAGCAGAUUCCACCUAUCUGCCAACUCAGCAAGAUGUGCUCAGAGUUCGAGUUCCAACGACGGGGAUCAUUGAAUAUCCAUUCGACUUACAAAGCGUCAUUUUCAGAAUGGUGGAUGUAGGAGGCCAACGAUCAGAAAGAAGAAAAUGGAUCCAUUGCUUUGAAAACGUCACAUCUAUCAUGUUCCUAGUAGCUCUUAGUGAGUAUGAUCAAGUGCUUGUGGAGUCAGACAAUGAG
This is a messenger RNA of Fulmarus glacialis (Northern fulmar), 513 nucleotides long. RefSeq names its product guanine nucleotide-binding protein G(q) subunit alpha-like. Gene Ontology annotation, cellular component: heterotrimeric G-protein complex. Gene Ontology annotation, biological process: action potential; adenylate cyclase-modulating G protein-coupled receptor signaling pathway; phospholipase C-activating dopamine receptor signaling pathway. The annotation marks the transcript as partial. The record is from RefSeq and is a predicted model, not a curated record. Gene Ontology annotation, molecular function: GTPase activity; GTPase activator activity; guanyl nucleotide binding. The transcript is spliced from 4 exons. Lineage: Eukaryota; Metazoa; Chordata; Aves; Procellariiformes; Procellariidae.